GAAGCCUCGGCGCCGAUUACCCGUACUGCCCGAGCCCAGUACAGAAGUACGCAUUUGAAUGUUUCACCGACUACAACACUCAGAUGUUAAACAUGAAGAAGAGCAGAGACUCCCUAUUGUCCGGGGUGGACGUAGAAAUACUGCGGGCUUUCUGCAGUUCCUACAAUACGGCCAUAGCCUGUAUCAGAAACAUUAAGGAAGUAUGUCCCACGUCCCUCCACCGGAAGAUCGAGGCGACACAGAUGAACCUAGAGGGCGCCCAUUCCGAGCUCUCGGAACUCUGCUCGGACGACAGUAUUUACGAACGUUACGCCCGCUAUAUGACUUGUUUCCAGGAAUUCGGGCCACACUCCGAGAGCUGCUUCAAGAGGGAGAUGAACUCACAACUUCGACUGAUGCAGUGGAUCAGCGAGGACGAUAUAUAUCAGUUAUGUAGCGAUCUAGCCCAAACCUUGGAUUGCAUUACCUCCACAAUAACCAUCGAGUGUGGACCGGAAGCUGCGCAACUUGUACCCGUUCUUGUAAAGCCCAUGGUAAAGAAAAGCUCAGAGUGUGACGUAAUAUCUACAACAAUAUCAGAAGAACCCCAGACCACAGCUAAACGAUGGAGGCCUUACAGACAGGUAGCUACGUGUACCGCUUGA
Molecule: messenger RNA, 644 nt
Organism: Saccostrea cuccullata (small rock oyster)
Lineage: Eukaryota; Metazoa; Mollusca; Bivalvia; Ostreida; Ostreidae
Exons: 4
Source: RefSeq, a predicted model, not a curated record